AUGCAAAGGCUCAAUCUAGAUAUAGUAGGGGUCAGUGAAGUGAAGUGGAAGGAAGACAAGGAUUUCUGGUCAGAUGAGUGUCGGGUAAUAUCAACAGCAGCAGAAAAUGGUAUAACAGGUGUAGGAUUCGUUAUGAAUAGGAAGGUAGGGCAGAGGGUGUGUUACUGUGAACAGUUCAGUGACCGGGUUGUUCUAAUCAGCAUCGGCAGCAGACCAACACCGACAACGAUAGUUCAGGUAUACAUGCCGACGUCGAAAGCUGAAGAUGAACAGAUAGAGAAAGUGUAUGAGGAUAUUGAAAGGGUAAUGCAGUAUGUAAAGGGGGACGAAAAUCUAAUAGUCAUGGGCGACAGGAAUGCAGUUGUAGGGGAAGGAAUAGAAGAAAAGGUUACAGGAGAAUAUGGGCUUGGGACAAGGAAUGAAAGAGGAGAAAGACUAAUUGAGUUCUGUAACAACUUUCAGCUAGUAAUAGCGAAUACCCUGUUCAAGAAUCACGAGAGGAGGAGGUAUACUUGGAAAAUGCCGGGAGAUACGCGAAGAUUUCAAUUAGAUUACAUCAUGGUAAGACAGAGAUUCCGAAAUCAGAUACUGGAUUGUAAGGCGUACCCAGGAGCAGACAUAGACGCAGAUCACAAUAUAGUAGUGAUGAAGAGUAGGCUGAAGUUCAAGACAUUAGUCAGGAAGAAUCAAUACGCAAAGAAGUGGGAUACGGAAGUACUAAGGAAUGACGAGAUACGUUUGAAGUUCUCUAACGCUAUAGAUACAGCAAUAAGGAAUAGCGCAGUAGGCAGUACAGCUGAAGAGGAAUGGACAUCUCUAAAAAGGGCCACCACAGAAACUGGGAAGGAAAACAUAGGUACAAAGAAGGUAGCUGCGAAGAAACCAUGGGUAACAGAAGAAAUACUUCAGUUGAUUGAUGGAAGGAGGAAGUACAAACAUGUUCCGGGAAAAUCAGGAAUACAGAAAUACAAGUCGCUGAGGAAUGAAAUAAAUAGGAAGUGCAGGGAAGCUAAGACGAAAUGA
This is a messenger RNA of Schistocerca serialis cubense, 1023 nucleotides long. Its product is annotated as craniofacial development protein 2-like. The transcript has a single exon. Gene Ontology annotation, biological process: chromatin remodeling. The coding region runs from base 1 to 1023 and encodes 340 amino acids. The record is from RefSeq and is a predicted model, not a curated record. Gene Ontology annotation, cellular component: nucleus. NCBI's taxonomy places the organism in Eukaryota, Metazoa, Arthropoda, Insecta, Orthoptera, Acrididae.